GACGGACAGAGCGGUCGUCGAGAGACAGACUGUGCGCGCGUGUUUUUUUUUUUUAUUUAUUUAUUUAUUUAUUUAUUUAUUUUUUAUGCGCCCGACCGAAACCGACGGCGACAAGUGAGCUUGUGUGCGCGUUCCGCCGACGUUCCCCGUCUCCGUCCGCUGCCGUCGCCGCGAGCGCGCGCGUAUCUGUGUGUGCGUGUGUGUUUUUGUUAAAUCAAUCGUUUGGCCCCCGUCGUACGAGCGUUAUCGCUUCGCCGUGCGUGUCCGAUCCGUCCGGGUGUCCUGUCGUCCGUUGCUGGCCACCGCCGUCCGUCCGCGGAAACUCAUCGCCGCUGUGCCGUGCCGCUUUAGCACCGUCCGUCCGGCAGUUGGUCCGUACUCUUCGGCACCCGGUUGCCGGCCACCGGUCACCACCUUCAUUAUCGUUGUUCAACUGCGGCCUGAGAGGUGAUUGGCCUCCGUCGUCGCGCGCUGGUGCCGUGGAGUCGUCGGUCCGUGGGCAACGUGUCUCGCAGCGAUCGCACACCGAGUUCACAUCCGCCUAGGUGCACGAUCAUCUCGACCGUAGAGCCGGUGAUCAUUCCGGUUGUGGCGCUGCGCGAAAAUUUAUUCGCACCGUCCUACCGACUCCUACUUUCUUGCCCGGGGUUCGAUCGGUCACGACGGGUGUGUUUUCUCGGACUCAUCGUUCGGUUUUAAUUUUUAGUAUCUACCGAAUACCACGUUCGGCCGAUGUGAUAAGAAAAGCUUUUGCUUUUGUGUGUUUUUCUCCGCGAUGACCGGCCGACCGGUGUGUGACGGGUUGAAGAUUGUUGUGUGCCGGACGACUGACGUGUCGUGAUAACAUGGAAACGGAUAUUAAGCAGCAGCGUAUCAAACGCAGCAAGCGAAGAGAACGGGCUCAGCGCAUGCACGCUAAGAAACAUGAGCUGGACAGUGGAGAAGAAGACGAAUUGUCUGCCAAGGAGAAGAUCCAAAGACCUCCACCACCAAACCGUAGGAAAAAGAAAGAAACUUCUUUGUUCGAUGAAGAUGUUGUUGAUGGGUUUGCUAUUCUAUCCUUCAAGUCAUACGAAGAUCUAGAGAAUUGUGUUCAACAAUGUUUAGUUAAGAGUGCAGUGACUCUUGGACUUGAUCCAUCAUCUCAAAGCUUUUUACAUAGGAACCACCAUAAACAUCAUCGAAAUCAUGUACACAAUCAUAAUAACAAUAAUCAUCAUGAUAGUAAUUCCAGCACUCCAGUUACACCAGUCAAAUCGGAGUACAAUGUACCCAGUCCACCAACAACACCUAAUAAUUUUAAUCAUAACAAGAAUCCAUUGUCCCUUGAUUUAAAACACGAUAGUGAAGGUGGUGAAAAUGAUGCUUCUCUUGUACAAUCUUUUAAAAGACCGUCUGGUAUCAAAGUAUCUACAUCGUCACCUAGUCAAAGUGGUCAAAGACGGUCGAGCUCGAGAGAACGAUUCAGUGAUGCUAGUAGUAAUUGUAGUUCAGGCAGAGGUUAUAUUUGUGACAGUGAAGAUGAUGGCGAUAAGGGUUCAGAUAAUUCUGACCUUUUUAGAACCAGUCUGGUUUCCAGGAAAGAUGAAUUACCAGGAAGAGUUUCUUCUGAACCUGCCCAAAAUGUACCUGCAACAGCUGCUAAAGAUCCUAUAUCCAUUACACCGCCUAGUCGACAACCUACUCCUCCAUUAGUUAAUGGCGUAGAUUUUGAUAACCAUUCGGCGCCUGAAACAACUACAGCAUCUAUGACUCAUAUCAGACCCUCACAAAUUCCUAUGUUACCACCUCCAUCUACUACUCCUCGGGCACUACAGGUGUCUCAACCAACAUGUCCAUCCCCUACAAUACCUCCAGCUUCUACCCCUCCUAUUACAUCUAAAUCUCAAAAUGCACACGUGAAUGGACAUGAAGCUUCAACACCUUCUGCUUCAGUUACAUCGCGGUACUCUCCGGUAUCAUCUUCAGGACUUAUCAGUCCUCGAAAUUUUCCCACUAAUACAUUACCACCUACAAGUGUACCGCCAUAUCAAACUCCACCUCAAGCAUGUCCAUUGUCUUUGAGCAUCACAAAUUCUUAUAUAACUUCUUCCUCAUCACAAAACCCCGUAUUAUCUCACGCUGCAUCUAAUUAUAUACCAAAAUCGUCUAACCAACAAAUGCCUUCUCCUCAUCAACAUAGUUCUCCUUAUAUGCAAAAAUCUAAUAUGAUGUAUCAUCCGCCUCACGGUGUUCCCUACUCUUCACCCGGUUUUCAUCCUAGUCCAUAUAAAUCCACCCCAUCAUUAUUAGCUACCGUAUCUAGUUCUUAUAUACCCUAUUCUACUACUCCUUCAUCCACAGUAACUGUGUCAGCUUCUGCUACGAUUUCUAGUACUUCAAGCAACAAUCAACUCACCGCAACAUCGCCGGCAACUAAUUUUAACUCUCCAUACCAACCUCCUGUUCCUCCACAGCAUUAUCCACCAUUGUAUGCUCCAUACAGAAGUACACCUUACAUGCCAUCUGCAUUGUCGAAUGCAGCAAGAUUAAAUCGAUCUUCCCCAAUGUCUGUGAUAUCAACUAAGUCGAGUGUGAUGUCUGCAUCUACUCUAGUUGCACCAAUAACUGCUGCUGCGGUUGCUGCUACUACUACUAGUACUACUACUUCAUCACUUUUGAGUGGACACCCUAUUUUAGGUAGAGGACAGUCACCGCGAGGCCCAAGUCCAAGCAGGGAACGUGAUGGUUAUAGUUUAAACCGAAACACUGGUCCUCCAUUAAAUUCUGCUUCGUCAUUUAAUACUCCAUCAUUGGCGUUAACUCCUGCUGCUGGCCCAACUUUAGCACCUACUAUCCCAUCUUCAGUACCAUCUAGUCUUGUUUAUAAUAAACCGGCAUUGUGGGGUCCAAUAGGAAAUAGUAUUGCAACAUCUACAAUGGCAAGUAUAACUCGACAACAUCCAUCAUCAUAUCCACCGCCAUUAUUUUCGUCACCAGUAUCUACAGCUACAUCUCAACCUUCAUUACCAUCAGCUCCACCAGCUCAUAAUCCUUUUUCUGCUGAAUCUUUAUUUCAAUCUAACCAAGCUGACAUGUUAAGGAGAGAACUAGACUCCAGAUUUUUAGCAUCAUCUCAAGAAAGAGCUUUGACAGUUGGUGCACCUUAUUUACGCACAGAAAUGCACCAUCAUCAGCAUCAACAUACACAUGUACAUCAACAUACAGCAACACCACUUAUUCCUGCUGUAGCAGCAACUGUAGCAUCUAUACCAAGUGCUUCAACCUUACCACCAACACCAUCUUCGGCAUUAUAUGCACCUCCACUGUUUAAAGAUAUACCAAAAUUGGGAGGAGUUGAUUCACCAUUUUACAGGCAAAAUUUAUUAUCUGGAAGCUAUCCAGGAUUUACACCAGGCCUUUUACAUUCUUCAAUGGGUCAUACACCAUUUACACCGCCAAAUCACAUGCCAACAUUUACUCCAAAACAAUUGACUGAUACAUCCAAACCUACAAAAUCAAGUAAACCUGGAAAGUGGAAUGCAAUGCAUGUACGAUUAGCUUGGGAAAUUUAUCAUUAUCAACAAAAACAACAAGUUGCUGAAACCAAAAAUGUUGCUAGUAAUCCGGUGCCAAAGACUGAAUUAUUAAGGCCACCAACACAUUUAUUUCCACCCAGCCGACCACCCCAUGAUCUCUCACCAUUCACUUCCCCUCAUCAUCAUCAUCCAGGAUUACCUCCUGGAUAUCCUCCUAUGGGUCCUGCAGCAAUGUUUUCAAGAUAUCCAACUGGUUUUCCACCAAUAUCUUCAUUCCCUCCUAAUCCCAUGAAUGAUCCAUGGGCUAGACUACAACCUUCUCGAGGACUUCCUACACCAAAUUCACCAUAUGGCCCUUCUACAGGUUGGCCAAUUAAACCAGAUCCUGUUGAAACUGAACGUGCUGAACAGCAACAACGUGAACGGGAGCGAGAACGGGAGCGUGAACGAGAAAGAGAACGUGAAAAAGAGAGAGAAAGAGGAAGAGAACGAGAACGUGUUAAACGUGAAGAAAAAAGAAGGCAAAUGAUACAGCAGCAGCAGCAACAACAACAGCAAUUACAUCAACAACAGCAGCAGCAGCAGCAGCAACAUCAACAGCAGCAGCAGCAGCAGCAACAUCAGCAACAACAGGCACAUUUACAACAUCAACAUCAACAACAACAACAACUACAUCAACAAGUGGUCAAGAUGAGGGAAAGAUCCCCUUUAAAAGAUCCUAAUCUUAUGUCCAAAGAAGAAGAUUUAAAUAAUAUGAUGUUAGGUCGUGUUCCACCAACCUCUCACUACUUACCACCACCUCCAAGACAUCCUCAAAGAGCUCUACCCACUCAUUUUUCACCAUGGGACCAAUAUAGAUAUGAUUCUUUGAGAUUCAGUCCAUUAAUUGCUGCUGCUGCUUAUAGAGCUGAAGAAGAAGAACAUAGAGCUAAAUUAUUUGGUUAUCAUCCUCAAUCUCACUUACGACCUAAAGAUCCAUCUCCUAAUAUGCAUCGACAAAUGCCUCCAGAUAUGCAGCUACCUAAAAAAGAAGAGUCUUCUCAGUCAAGAUAGUCUAACUUAAAGAAUUUAAUGUUUUAAUCAUUGUGAAUGGAGAAUUUUUAAACUUAUUUUGACAACUUUUAUUCUUCUUAGCAUUCUUCUGGCAUAUAUUACACUAUAAUUCUAUAUAAAUUUUAUAUUUUAAAUAUGA
Molecule: messenger RNA, 4710 nt
Organism: Sipha flava (yellow sugarcane aphid)
Lineage: Eukaryota; Metazoa; Arthropoda; Insecta; Hemiptera; Aphididae
Product: autism susceptibility gene 2 protein homolog
Exons: 17
Coding region: 846-4571 (1241 amino acids)
Source: RefSeq, a predicted model, not a curated record